Aspergillus aculeatinus CBS 121060 is the source of this 706-nucleotide messenger RNA. RefSeq lists its product as uncharacterized. The coding region runs from base 17 to 706 and encodes 229 amino acids. NCBI's taxonomy places the organism in Eukaryota, Fungi, Ascomycota, Eurotiomycetes, Eurotiales, Aspergillaceae. The record is from RefSeq and is a predicted model, not a curated record. The transcript is spliced from 4 exons.
CUCUCCACUAUCUUGCAUGGUUGCAGUAUCGCCCUUCCUCGUGUCAACUACUUUUGUAGCACCGCUACCUCAAAAUGGACUACAGGUUCCCAUCCGGAUGUAUGCUGAAACCCAAAUCGGACGAGCAAUAACCGUCAACAACCACGAAUACACGAUCGUGGAUGUGCUAUCCGAGAAGUCCAACAUGGAGCUCCACGAGCGAUGGGUGGUCUACGAAGCCACAGUCCCCCACGACACGCGACGAUGCGCUCUGAAAGUCCGCUACCAAAUCGCAGCCAAAGGAGUCAGUGAGCGCGACCUCAUCUCCGAGGAGAUCAUGGCGCGGAGGUGCUUCGAAGACGAAUGCCAGGCCCUACAAGACUGUCAGGUAUCCGUCUACUUCCCAAACUACUACGGGUGCGCCGAGCUGCCUGGUGCCGAGAAUCCCCUCAAAGAUGGUGGGCAUGUUUGGGUGAUUGCGAUGGGUCUCGCUGGCGGCACCAGCGUCGUGGAGAUGCCCGGCCUCGGGCAUAUGCGUCUGAAGGGGUGGGGCUUCUUCAUGCAGGAGACGGAGCAGAUCUUUUUUGAUCCUGGUCGACGGUUGAUAUGUAUUGUUGGGCUGUCGAGGGCAGGGAGGGAUGGCGUCUUUCCUCCACCGCCAGAGAACCGAAUUACUAGGAACCAUCGGGAUGUUCUGGCCUUUGGAAUGGGGUGGUGGCGGGAGUGA